CAGGUAGAUAGAGAAAGUUGUGCCAAAGAAAAAUAUUAGAAGCUUUAAAUGCGAGUAGGUUUUGAAGGGUUCUCUUUUCAUUUCAUUUCUCUCUUAAGGACUAAGCAUACCCAAUAAAAUCCACCACCUCUCUCUCUCUCUCUCCUUUGUAGGUAUAUAUAGCUAAUAAGUCUGUAUUUUUGUUUAAACUCAACUUUUGUUGCAGAUCAACUGCACCCCUUUUAGCUAUAAUUUCUUGUUCUUGUACAACUGGAAAGCCAAAGAGAAUGGAGUUUUAUCCAUACCCAUCUCGUUUUUCUAUGUCUUCAUUGCCCUUCUUUGGAGAUUUUGUUGAAAAGAUCAAAGAAGUCUGCAAUUUUGCAGUUUCUGCUGUAAUUGGAAACAUUUUCUCUGCGAUCUUUACCUUCUUCUUUGCUUUAGUGGGUACCUUGUUAGGUGCCAUGACUGGCGCUUUGAUAGGCCAAGAAACUGAAAGUGGGUUUGUCAGAGGGGCUGCAGUAGGAGCCAUAUCAGGAGCUGUUUUCUCAAUUGAGGUCUUUGAAUCUUCUCUACUUCUUUGGCAAUCGGAUGAAUCUGGUAUUGGGUGUCUACUCUACUUGAUUGAUGUUAUUGCAAGCCUCCUUAGUGGGAGACUUGUGCGUGAGCGAAUUGGUCCAGCCAUGCUAAGUGCAGUACAAAGCCAGAUGGGUGCUGUUGAAACUAGUUUUGAGGAGGUCCAGAACAUUUUUGAUACUGGCGGCGCCAAGGGACUGACCGGAGAUACCGUUGAGAAAAUACCCAAGAUCAAAAUCACAAGCAACAACACUAUAGAUGCUUCAGGGGAGAAAGUUGCUUGUUCUGUUUGUCUUCAGGACUUUCAGGUUGGUGAGACAGUUAGAAGCUUGCCUCAUUGUCAUCACAUGUUUCACCUUCCUUGCAUAGAUAAGUGGCUGCUGAGGCAUGCAUCUUGCCCAUUGUGCAGAAGGGAUCUGUGAUGUGUUCUUCACCCUGUAAAUUACAAUAUCAGAAAUGCUUUUCUUAUUUAUAUCGGCAUUACCUUUCGAGGCUUUUUCUGUUUUGUUCAUUCUGAUGAUUAGAUGAGUAGUAAUCUUGUUGCCUUGGUAGUUUGGAAUGCCCACGAUCUUUGUACUAGAAUAGUCAUAUAAUAUAUGUAUAAAUUUUUUGAGUAAUAGUAAUUUUAGUUCCUGUACUCUUGACAUGAA
Molecule: messenger RNA, 1202 nt
Organism: Ricinus communis (castor bean)
Lineage: Eukaryota; Viridiplantae; Streptophyta; Magnoliopsida; Malpighiales; Euphorbiaceae
Product: NEP1-interacting protein-like 1
Exons: 5
Coding region: 267-974 (235 amino acids)
Source: RefSeq, a predicted model, not a curated record